AUGUCACGCACCUACGACAGACAUAUGCAGGACAUAGUAAAUUAUAUCUUCCAUUACAAAAUCGACGACCAAAAAGCCUAUAGAAGCGCACGGAGUGCAUUGUUAGACGCCAUAGGCUGCGCCAUCGAGACAGCAUCAAAAAGCAAUGAGUGUGAGAGCCUUCUGGGCCCAGUAAUACGGGGAACGACCGUCCCAAACGGCUUCAAAGUCCCAGGGACAAACCAUCAAUUGGACCCCGUCAAGGGAGCUUUCGACCUGGGAGUGUUGAUCCGGUACCUGGACCACAAUGAUGCACUGGGCGGCGCAGAAUGGGGACAUCCAUCUGGUAGAUCCCACUUCCUUGUCGCGCCCCUCGCAAAUUGUCUAACCACCAUCACAGACAACCUGGCUGCCAUUCUAGCUGUCGCGGACUGGCUGAGUCGCGAAUCCAUUGCGGGAGACUACACUCACAUUGGCCCGCCGCUGACAAUGCGGACCCUGCUGACGGCGCUGAUCAAGGCAUACGAGAUACAGGGAUGCUAUCAGAUGAGGAAUGCCUUCAACAAGUUCGGCAUCGACCACGUAAUCCUCGUCAAGUUGGCAUCUGCGGCGGUGGUCUCCUGGUUGCUUGGAUUGACUGAAGAGCAAACCAUGGCUACAAUCUCCCACGUCUGGAUGGACGGUCAUCCGAGUCGAGUCUAUCGUUCCGGGACAAAUACGAUCCCGCGAAAGGGGUGGGCAGGUGGUGACGCUUCCAUGCGCGCAGUGCACCUGGCACUGCUCGUCCGUGCGGGACAGCCCGGAGCGCCUAGGGCCCUCAGUGCAUCCCCUUGGGGAUUUCUUCAGCGAACGUUCGGCGAUAAGGGGUUUGAGUUACCCAGACCAUUUGGGACAUGGACAAUCCAACAUGUGCUGUUCAAGGUCAUGCCAGUAGAGGGCCACGGUAUUUCAGCAGUUGAGGCGGCUCUGGUACAGCGGCAGCAACUUCAGCAUGCUGGGACCUUUAUAUAA
Messenger RNA from Aspergillus terreus NIH2624, 990 nucleotides. Its product is annotated as putative 2-methylcitrate dehydratase (PrpD). Gene Ontology annotation, molecular function: lyase activity. Bases 1 to 990 code for a protein of 329 amino acids. The record is from RefSeq and is a predicted model, not a curated record. NCBI's taxonomy places the organism in Eukaryota, Fungi, Ascomycota, Eurotiomycetes, Eurotiales, Aspergillaceae. The transcript has 2 exons.